UUACAUGUAACUAGCUAGAUGGCCAGCAGAUCCAACCCGCUUGCAUACAGCUGCACUUACGGUCUGAACAUUAAAAUUAAUCGCUUGCGGUAUGGUUUUGGAAGCAUAAGGCCGGUUUGUUCAUAUAAGCAAAAAAUAUAUAUAUUAAAUUGAUAAACACCUUGAUAGAAUUAGGGCGCACUGGAGCUCAAUUUCAAGUCGCAUAGGGAUAAUUUUAAUUUUUUAUAAAUGUACAAAAAUAUCACAAAUUCUUGUUUUGACUUUGUCAUUAUGUGGUAUUUUGUGUAGAUUGAUUGGGGAAAAAAUAAUUUCAUCAAUUUUAGAAUAAGGCUGUAAUGUAACACAAUAUGGAAAAAGGAAAGGGGUCUGAAUACUUUCCAAAUGCACUGUAUCUCCGUGUUAGGGCUUGUUUAUGGAAAACAGACCGAAGACAAGAGGCUACCACCUGUGCUAAUUAGCUGUCUAGCAUGCUCCGAACAUCUGUAUGUAAGAAUAACUCUGGAAGUGUAGUUUCGUCAGAUGGAGGGGUUGGUUGUUUAGCAAUAAAAGCGAUGCGUACACAACUAUGGGGCAAAACAGAUGCGGUUGGCUUAGAUUGUUGACAACAUGUAAACUAUAUAUGUUUAUUGAAAACAAAUACAUUUGCACAAUGAGCACUUGUUGUCUCAAAUACAUUGUUACAGUUGUUGGUUAGCUAGCUAGCAAAUUUUUUGCAUCGCCAUGAAAUCAGUCAACAUCUCAAAACAAGACAUUUAUAGCUUUAUGGAUCUGUGCAAAGCUAAUUUUUGUAUUUGAAGGAUUCUCGCUGAUGAAAGAUAAGGGCCACAUGUUUUUUUUCGAAAGCCUUAUCGCAAGAGAUGAUUGAUGUUUCUAAACGGUAUAACAGUGUCGGGUUUGUAGUUCACGAGGCAGUUGUGGGCGAAGCUAAUGGCUGAGAAUUGUAGGGAGAAGGCAUACAAAGCUCCCCCUCGCCCUCCAUUUGGCAAAUCUGACAAUAACUUUAUCCUCUUUAUUCCUGCUUACAAGGAAAUACUCAAAAAGGAAGUACCAGUGACGCUCUCAAUACGGAAGUGGUCCAAUGAAGUGGACGCUAAACUACAGGAUUGUUUCUCUAGCACAGACUGGAAUAUGUUCCAGGAUUUAUCCGAUGGCAUUGAGGAGUUUACCACAUCAGUAACCGGCUUCAUUAAGUCGUUAAAGGGUGCCCGGGUCCUGGUGACUGGUGCCAGUACGGGAAUAGGUGAACAAAUGGCAUAUCACCUCGCCGGCUUUGGUGCCCAGGUGGUUAUUACAGCCAGGAGGGAAAAGGUUCUACAGCAGGUAGCAGAGAAAUGCCAGGUGUUGGGGGCCCAGAAAGCUCUAUACAUAGCAGCAGACAUGGCCAAUCCGUCUGAGCCAGAGAGAGUGGUGAAGUUUGCUGUGGACAAGCUGGGAGGACUGGACUACCUGGUGCUGAACCACAUAGGACCCAGCCCAUUCGCCAUGUGGGAUAGAGAUGUGGAACACACUAGAUGGUUAAUGCAGGUGAAUUUCCUCAGCUAUCUGCAGAUGGCAAAGACAGUUCUGCCUACCCUUGAGCAGAGUCAGGGUUCCAUUGUGGUCGUCACCUCCUUGUUAGGAAAGAUUAGCAGUCCGUUUGUGGCUCCCUACACGUCCACCAAGUUUGCCCUGAACGGCUUCUUUGGGACGUUGCAGCAUGAGCUUUCCAUGCAGAGGAGCAACGUGUCCAUCACCAUCUGCAUCCUGGGCCUGAUCGAUACAGACUCAGCUAUGGAGAAAGUCAGGGGCAUCACCAACAUCCAAGCCUGGCCGGCCAGUGAGGCGGCUCUGCACAUCAUCACUUCUGGAGCCACGCAACAGACAGAGUCUUACUAUCCCUGGUUCUGGUACUAUUGCUGUCUCAUCAGAGACUGGUUCCCCUACUUCAGGGACAUGUCUUUACGUAACUUGUAUAAAUAUGAACCAUUUGCUUGAAAUAUACAUUAUGAUAAUAUCGCUUUUGCAUUUUUCCCAAUUUGGUUUACACUUAUUUGUUGAUUUAAAAAAAAUGCUGUUACAGCCAACUUCUCUGACAUUGAUCAUUUAAACACAGUUCUUUAAAUGAUAAACAGUUCGGUAUAUUGGAAGAUUUUCAUGUAAAACUGUGUUACUUGUUGGUCUUCUUCUUUGUAUAAUUGGUUGCUUUUCUGUGGUACAUUUCUGCAUGUUUAUGUCACAAUUUGAACUUUGUCCAUCCCCUCUCUCAUUGCUUUUGAAUGAUAUCCACAUAAUCAACAGUACUGGGGAGUAGUGAACUACAUACAUGUAGUUCAACUAGUUCUUUAAUUACAUUUUGCAGUAGCUUGGUGGUAGUUUAACUCAAAUCUUGGUAGUGUUUUUAGUAGUAAAUUACUUUUCUGCCAUGUAGCGAUGUUGCUAACUACACACUACUGUUUUUGCAAAAAUAAAUAAAAUAUGGGUGAA
Molecule: messenger RNA, 2463 nt
Organism: Oncorhynchus nerka (sockeye salmon)
Lineage: Eukaryota; Metazoa; Chordata; Actinopteri; Salmoniformes; Salmonidae
Product: hydroxysteroid 11-beta-dehydrogenase 1-like protein
Exons: 6
Coding region: 928-1974 (348 amino acids)
Cellular component (GO): intracellular membrane-bounded organelle
Molecular function (GO): oxidoreductase activity
Source: RefSeq, a predicted model, not a curated record